AUGCAGAGACGUCGCAGAUUACGUAGAGUUGCGAUUCCCAACAGUCAGGCACUCUCUCUCUUGGGAAGGGAUCUUCGUGAGGCGCAUCUGCAGGUUCUUUUAGGAGGCAGUGGAUAUCGAUCGAGCAAUGCAAAUUCAUCUAAUGCAGUUACUGAUCCAUUCCUUUCCUCUCUUAUUUUGAAUUUCCCUUCAUCUAAAUCAAAAGACAUUUUGAAAUCCGUGUUAUCCAGUGCUGAUGACAGUUCCGUUAAGAGUGUGACAUCAUCGCAUAUAUGGAAAGCAAGUUUUGAUCCAUCAUUGAGUUAUGAAGAGCGGGAAAAAAGGAAGAGACAGGCUGUCGAAAGAGCUGUUUUUCUCCAGGAUCUGCUAGUCUCAACUCUGUCAGUAUCUGUUAAUCUGUUUUUCUGCUGCUGUGUGGCUGGUCUGCUACUCUGUAUCUGAUGCUAAUCUGCUAAUCUGCUGUGUAUCUGCUGCUGUUUUUGGCCUCUGCUAGCACUAGGUUGCAUGCCUCUAUUUGAUUUGUUUGUAUUUGGAUUAGGUUGCAUGCCUCUAUUUUGAUUUGUAUAUGCUGUAUCGCUGCCUCUGUUGGUUGCUGUAUUGUCCAUG
Messenger RNA from Camellia sinensis, 606 nucleotides. NCBI's taxonomy places the organism in Eukaryota, Viridiplantae, Streptophyta, Magnoliopsida, Ericales, Theaceae. The record is from RefSeq and is a predicted model, not a curated record.